GCACGACUGAGGCCCCGCCCUCCCGUUUGCCGGCCGGCGCGCGCUGCGGGCGGUGUGCUCGCGCCGCGUCCUCCCGCCCGAGGAAACGACGGCGGCGGCAGCGGCGGCGGCGGCCAUGAAAAUCUGGAGCUCGGAGCACGUCUUCGGGCACCCCUGGGAUACAGUGAUCAAAGCUGCUAUGAGAAAGUACCCCAACCCAAUGAACCCAUGUGUAGUAGGAGUAGAUGUCCUCGACAGAAGCCUUGACAACCGGGGGAGGCUGCACAGCCACCGUCUGCUCAGCACAGAGUGGGGAUUGCCAAGUAUUGUAAAAGCGAUUUUAGGAACAAGUAGAACUCUGACUUACAUUGAGGAACAUUCUGUGGUGGAUCCAGUGGAAAAAAAGAUGGAGCUUUGCUCAACUAAUAUUACCCUUACAAACUUGGUGUCUGUUGAUGAGAGACUGGUUUACACACCUCAUCCUGAAAACCCUGAAAAAACUGUGCUAACUCAAGAAGCAGUUAUUACUGUCAAAGGCAUUAGCUUGAGCAGUUAUUUGGAAAGCUUAAUGGCAAACACAAUAUCUUCUAAUGCCAGAAAGGGGUGGGAUGCUAUUGAGUGGAUAAUUCAAAAUUCUGAAAGCGCUCUAAGCUAGCAGUUCUCCACACCUACAGUUUGUACUAACUAGUGGUAAUGUCAGCAUUCUUCUUGGUACAGCAUUUCAGCUCUCUAGCAGAUGUGUGCAUGAGUUGUCGUGAUGUGAAUGUCCUGAAUUAACCUGCAUGUAUGUUUUAUAUAUGUUACGUACAGGAAUGGCAAACGUGUUCGUUAGGGAGUAGGUCAGACAUAGGUCAGUGGGCAGCAAACCUGCUGCAGCCACAGCCUCUGCUUCAGCUGCAAGUGGAAGCGUUGCUACAGCUAGCUAGGCACAUCAGGGAGCUCUUCUACCAAACAUUGGUUUGGGUUUCGCUCCCUGUGAUUUCAGUGUGUGAAACAGGUACCUGAAGGAAUUAAUCCAUCGUUCAGUGACUGGAAUUGGCGUCACAAAAAUGAAGCAGAAAUUGAUAACACUGAUUUCUUAAAACAGAUUGCCUAGCGAGGGUGAUCUUCUACAUAGUGAAAUUGGAUUUGCUUUUUUUACGUCUCAGGAAUAUUGUUGCCCUUCUGCCAGUUUCCAUGGAAAUCUGAACAGUGUUUGCAGCUGGCAGAAUACCAGAUUCCCGUGGUGCUUUUCAUUGCUAUUGUUAGUUGUCUUCUUUUUGGUAGUGAUGUGUCCCCUCAGCUAUGCGACUAUGACAAAAGCUGACUUCAAGGCUGGGAGGACAGAGUAUAGUUGC
Messenger RNA from Tympanuchus pallidicinctus (lesser prairie-chicken), 1316 nucleotides. It is a transcript of the gene PRELID3A, whose product is annotated as PRELI domain containing 3A. Gene Ontology annotation, biological process: phospholipid transport. The transcript has 6 exons. NCBI's taxonomy places the organism in Eukaryota, Metazoa, Chordata, Aves, Galliformes, Phasianidae. Gene Ontology annotation, molecular function: phosphatidic acid transfer activity. Gene Ontology annotation, cellular component: mitochondrial intermembrane space. The record is from RefSeq and is a predicted model, not a curated record. Bases 116 to 634 code for a protein of 172 amino acids.